GCUGCGGCGGUUCCGCUGGCUCCGAAGUCGCUGGGUACACGGCCGCCUCCUCCGAGCGACACGCGCGGGAGCUGGGGCUAGGGCUGUUCGGCGCUGCUCGAGGCUGCGUCACCGUCGCCUCGUCCGUGCAGAGCAGCAUUGUACUACAAGUCAAUCGAUACAAUAAUAAUUUAAGUCACUUCAGCUAUAAUGGAAAAGUAUGAAAAAUUAGCUAAGAUUGGAGAAGGGUCUUAUGGGGUUGUAUUCAAAUGCAGAAACAAAACCUCUGGACAAAUAGUAGCUAUUAAAAAAUUUGUGGAAUCUGAAGAUGAUCCUGUUGUUAAGAAAAUAGCACUAAGAGAAAUACGUAUGUUGAAGCAAUUAAAACAUCCAAAUCUUGUGAACCUCAUUGAGGUGUUCAGGAGAAAAAGGAAAAUGCAUUUAGUUUUUGAAUACUGUGAUCAUACACUUUUAAAUGAGCUGGAAAGAAACCCAAAUGGAGUUGCUGAUGGAGUGAUCAAAAGUGUAUUAUGGCAAACACUUCAAGCUCUUAAUUUCUGUCAUAUACAUAACUGUAUUCACAGAGAUGUAAAACCUGAAAAUAUUCUAAUAACUAAGCAAGGAAUAAUCAAGAUUUGUGACUUUGGGUUUGCACGAAUUCUGAUUCCAGGAGAUGCCUACACCGAUUAUGUAGCUACGAGAUGGUACCGAGCUCCUGAACUUCUUGUGGGAGAUACUCAGUAUGGUUCUUCAGUCGAUAUAUGGGCUAUUGGUUGCGUUUUUGCAGAGCUCCUGACAGGCCAGCCACUGUGGCCUGGAAAAUCAGAUGUGGACCAACUUUAUCUGAUAAUCAGAACACUAGGAAAAUUAAUCCCAAGACAUCAAUCAAUCUUUAAAAGUAACCAGUUUUUCCAUGGCAUCAGUAUACCUGAACCAGAAGACAUGGAAACUCUUGAGGAAAAGUUCUCAGAUGCUCAUCCUGUGGCUCUGAACUUCAUGAAGGGGUGUCUGAAGAUGAAUCCAGAUGACAGAUUAACCUGUUCCCAACUCCUGGAGAGCUCCUACUUUGAUUCUUUUCAAGAGGACCAAAUUAAAAGAAAAGCACGUAAUGAAGGAAGAAACAGAAGACGCCAGCAGAAUCAACUAUUGCCUCUCAUACCAGGAAGCCACAUCUCCCCCACACCUGAUGGAAGAAAACAAGUCCUCCAGUUAAAAUUUGAUCAUCUUCCAAACAUUUAGGAAAAUGUUCUUUCAAGUGCAAAGUAAUUUAAUAUGUACACAUUUUGUACAAGUGAGAUAGGAAUUCUCAGUGUUUCAAAUGCAAAUGAGCCAUAUGAAAAUUAAGAUGCCUUCUAGAAUUGUUUUGCUCUGAUCAUUGCUGAUUCCUUUCCCCGUGCUUUUACAUGCCAACUUUAUCUUUUAGAAUAUUUUCUUUAAAUGUUAUAAAGCCUAAAACUGCACAUAUGGAAGAGACAUUUUCAAUUUCAUCAGAGCAGCCCCUCCUGAGCCUAUUUAUAUGGAGAAUUUGUGAGCUUAUACUUUGAUUUAUGAAAAAGAUUUACAUGUGUCAUCUUGCUUCAGCUGACCACAUAAUUUCUUAAAGCAAUAUCAAAUAGGCUGCCUCACUGUUUGUGUAAGAAAUGACAUAUGUUCCUGCAUUGUAAUUCAUACUUAUUGUAACCAGGUCUGUUGAGUAAUGCUGGUAUCUUGUUCUGUGUUUUUAUAUUGGUGUAGAAAGGGAACCUUGAAAAGUCAUUCAGGUUUAUCUCUAGAUUCCACGGCAGGCUCUCCUUUGUCUGUCUCAUGAGGCAUUGAUGAUUCUAUUUUUAAAGCUAGCUAGAGAAAAUUACAUACAAAUUCCAAUACAGAGCAAACAGUGGACCAACGACAAGGAAUUGCCAUCCUCAUCAGUAACGCCCUCGGAUAAUUGUCGUCUGCUGUCCUUUGCUAUAUCACCAUUCCUUAUCCUUUUCUCCUCCUGUCUAAGUCAUCUCAGGACCCAAGCCGAUCCUCCUGGAUGUGUUGUCUAAAUAGCUCAUGGCCAGUACUCUCUUGCAAACGUUUGCAUCCAUAGCCUCUAUGAAACUGUACAGCUCAAAACUAGUGAGUGCAUCUUAAUCAGGUUGGUUUGUAAACACAAGAGCAGGAAGAUUAUCUUUCAGUUAAUAUUAUUUCAUAUCUCUUACAAAACAACAAAGCAAAGCAAACCCCUCAAUAACUGAGCUGAAUUUACUUUGGGAUAUUUUCCCAACCAAACUUGACAUACCUAUGUAUAUAUA
Pongo pygmaeus (Bornean orangutan) is the source of this 2258-nucleotide messenger RNA. RefSeq names its product cyclin dependent kinase like 4 (gene CDKL4). Gene Ontology annotation, cellular component: nucleus. Gene Ontology annotation, biological process: protein phosphorylation. NCBI's taxonomy places the organism in Eukaryota, Metazoa, Chordata, Mammalia, Primates, Hominidae. The transcript is spliced from 10 exons. Bases 190 to 1218 code for a protein of 342 amino acids. The record is from RefSeq and is a predicted model, not a curated record. Gene Ontology annotation, molecular function: ATP binding; protein serine/threonine kinase activity.